Octodon degus (degu) is the source of this 1584-nucleotide messenger RNA. It is a transcript of the gene Fosl1, whose product is annotated as FOS like 1, AP-1 transcription factor subunit. Bases 157 to 987 code for a protein of 276 amino acids. The transcript is spliced from 4 exons. Gene Ontology annotation, biological process: regulation of transcription by RNA polymerase II. Gene Ontology annotation, molecular function: DNA-binding transcription factor activity, RNA polymerase II-specific; RNA polymerase II cis-regulatory region sequence-specific DNA binding. NCBI's taxonomy places the organism in Eukaryota, Metazoa, Chordata, Mammalia, Rodentia, Octodontidae. Gene Ontology annotation, cellular component: nucleus. The record is from RefSeq and is a predicted model, not a curated record.
CCGAGGUGACCGCGCUGCUCCGAAACGCCUCCACCCCCCGCGGUCGAAGUGGUUCAGCCCGUGAAUUUUUCAUUCAUAAAAAGAAAAGACUGCAACGCGGGAGUGAGUCAGACCCCGGCUGCCGACAAGGACCCCAUAGAGCAGCCAGCCCAGGGCAUGUACCGAGACUUUGGGGAACCCGGACCGAGCUCCGGGGCGGGCAGUGCGUACGGCGGACCGGCGCAGCCCCCCGUCUCAGCGCAGGCGGCCGCCCAGCAGAAGUUCCACCUUGUGCCAAGCAUCAAUGCUGUGAGUGGCAGCCAGGAAUUGCAGUGGAUGGUGCAGCCUCAUUUCCUGGGGCCAAGCAGCUACCCCAGGCCUCUGGCUUACCCAGAGUACAGUCCUUUGCAGCCCCGGCCAGGAGUCAUUAGGGCCCUGGGGCCCCCUCCAGGGGUGCGUCGAAGACCUUGUGAACAGAUCAGCCCAGAGGAGGAGGAGCGCCGUAGAGUGAGGCGUGAGCGGAACAAAUUGGCUGCAGCCAAGUGCAGGAACCGCAGGAAGGAACUGACAGACUUCCUGCAGGCUGAGACUGACAAGCUGGAGGAUGAGAAAUCCGGGCUGCAGCGAGAGAUAGAAGAGCUGCAGAAGCAGAAAGAGCGCCUGGAGCUGGUGUUAGAAGCCCACCGUCCCAUCUGCAAAAUCCCAGAAGUGGACAAGGAGGACAGGGAUCCAGGUGUUGCCAGCAGUACAAGUGGUACCAGCAGCCCACCAGCCCCCUGCCGCCCUGUACCUUGUAUCUCCCUUUCCCCAGUGCCUGUGCUUGAACCCGAGGCAUUGCACACACCAACACUCAUGACCACACCCUCUCUGACUCCCUUUACACCUAGUCUGGUCUUCACCUAUCCCAGCACUCCUGAACCCUGUGCCUCAGCUCAUCGAAAGAGCAGCAGCAGCAGUGGGGACCCAUCUUCAGAUCCUCUAGGCUCCCCAACCCUCCUUGCUUUGUGAGACACCCAGCCCCACCCCUGCAGACACUACCAUAGCCAACAUUUCCCUUUCCCACACUGGUCCAGCAGGCCUGGAUCACAUUCCAUACACAAUGCCAGUAGUUUCUUCUGCAUCCCUCCUGACGAGAUUGAGCAUAUUUUGCUUUUCAGUAGAGGCAGUUUGGAGUACUACAGCUGCUCACUGUUUCUCUAGAGCUGGCCUCUCUAUUCCAAUUUGCACUAAAUCAGACACAGGAUAUUUCCCAUUUGUGCCAGAGAAAUGCUGGCAAACCAAAAGACUAAGACUAUUCCGUUGUAGACCACUCCCAAAACCCACCGCCCUCUUCUUUAGAUACACCCAAACCCACCCUGACAAUGCCAUUUUACAGGCACUAACUAGAACACUAAGUCACCCAGCCUCACUGCCAGCAGCACCAGGUGAUUGGACUAGGGCAUUCUGCAGGCCCCUCCUGACUGGCACAGCUCAGGAGGUGCCAGAGGGUUCUGUGAUGAGCUAACUUGCAGCCCCCAGCUCUGAGAAGCCUCUAGCUCCAGGAAAUCCAAGCCCCAACAAGAGGGGGCAGCUGCUAUUUAUUUUCCUAGAGAGAAUAUUUUUAUA